Molecule: messenger RNA, 5547 nt
Organism: Pogona vitticeps (central bearded dragon)
Lineage: Eukaryota; Metazoa; Chordata; Lepidosauria; Squamata; Agamidae
Gene: GMPS
Product: guanine monophosphate synthase
Biological process (GO): GMP biosynthetic process
Cellular component (GO): cytosol
Molecular function (GO): GMP synthase (glutamine-hydrolyzing) activity; GMP synthase activity; ATP binding
Source: RefSeq, a predicted model, not a curated record
GGACAGCGGCCGCGGCAGCAACAUUAGAGAGUGGCGGCGGCGGCAGCAGCAGGAGGAGCAGCGGCCGCUGGUCGGCGGCGGCGACAGCACCCUCCUCCUUCUGCCCCUCGCUGUCUUAUUCCGGGGUUGCUUCUCAGCCGGGCGCCGGUGGACGGGAGCGGAGCUCGCUCCCUCUGUUCUCUCGCCAUCAUCCCUUCCCCGCCCCCCACCCCGCUCCUUCCCUCUUCUGCUCCAGCCCUCUGGGGUUUCCCCGGCCGGCUCUAUGGCUCUGUGCAAUGGAGAAGCCAAGUUGGAAAAUACUGGAGAAGAUCUCAAGGAUGGUCUGUGCCACUACGAAGGAGCUGUAGUAAUACUGGAUGCUGGAGCUCAGUAUGGGAAAGUUAUAGAUCGUAAAGUCAGAGAACUCUUUGUCCAGUCUGAGAUCUUCCCUCUGGAAACUCCUGCCUUUGCCAUAAAAGAACAGGGAUUCCGAGCCAUCAUUAUAUCUGGAGGUCCAAAUUCUGUUUAUGCAGAAGAUGCUCCCUGGUUCGACCCAGCAAUAUUUACAAUAGGCAAACCUGUUCUUGGAAUCUGCUAUGGCAUGCAGAUGAUGAAUAAGGUAUUUGGAGGUACAGUACACAAAAAAGAUGUAAGAGAAGAUGGAGUAUUCAGCAUAACUGUAGAUAAUACAUGUUCACUCUUCAGAGGACUUCAGAAGGAAGAGAUAGUGCUUCUCACACAUGGAGAUAGUGUAGAUAAAGUAGCAGAUGGAUUCAAAGUUGUUGCACAGUCUGGAAAUGUGAUAGCAGCUAUAGCAAAUGAAUCUAAAAAACUCUACGGGGCACAGUUUCAUCCCGAAGUUAGCCUUACAGUGAAUGGAAAAGUGAUGCUUAAAAACUUCCUUUAUGAUAUUGCUGGGUGCAGUGGUACUUUCACAGUUCAAAACAGAGAGUUGGAAUGCAUCCGAGAGAUCAAGGAGAAAGUGGGGUCCUCAAAAGUUCUGGUUUUACUAAGUGGAGGUGUAGAUUCCACUGUGUGUACAGCUUUACUGAACCGAGCUUUGAAUCGGGAUCAGGUGAUUGCAGUGCAUAUAGAUAACGGAUUCAUGAGGAAGCGAGAAAGUCAGUCUGUGGAAGAGGCCCUCAAAAAACUGGGAAUUCAAGUCAAAGUGGUCAAUGCAGCUCAUUGGUUCUACAAUGGCACAACAACUCUGCCAAUCUCUGAGGAAGACAGAACUCCGCGAAAAAGAAUCAGUAAAACUCUAAAUAUGACUACGAGUCCAGAGGAAAAACGCAAAAUCAUUGGUGAUACCUUUGUUAAGAUUGCUAAUGAAGUUAUUGGAGAAAUGAAUCUGAAACCGGAGGAAGUCUUCCUUGCUCAGGGAACUUUGAGGCCUGAUCUCAUUGAGAGUGCUUCCCUUGUUGCCAGUGGCAAAGCAGAAGUUAUCAAGACUCAUCACAACGACACAGAGCUCAUCAGAAAGCUGAGAGAAGAGGGCAAAGUCAUAGAACCACUGAAGGACUUCCAUAAGGAUGAAGUAAGAAUACUUGGAAGAGAACUAGGUCUGCCUGAAGAGCUGGUCUCAAGACAUCCCUUCCCAGGUCCUGGUCUUGCCAUUAGGGUGAUAUGUGCUGAAGAACCAUACGUUUGCAAAGAUUUCCCUGAAACCAACAACAUUUUGAAAAUCUUAGCAGACUUUUCUGCCAGUGUUAAAAAGCCUCAUACACUGUUGCAGAGGGUCAAAGCAUGUACAACUGAAGAAGACCAAGAGAAAUUGAUGCAAAUUACAAGUCUCCAUUCAUUGAAUGCCUUCUUGCUGCCAAUCAAAACUGUGGGAGUACAAGGAGACUGUCGUUCCUACAGCUAUGUGUGUGGGAUCUCCAGUAAAGAUGCUCCACAUUGGGAGUCCCUGAUGUUCCUGGCCAGACUCAUACCACGCAUGUGUCACAAUAUAAACCGAGUUGUUUAUGUGUUUGGCCCACCAGUUAAGGAACCCCCCACAGAUGUUACUCCAACAUUCUUGACAACAGGAGUUCUCAGCACGUUGCGACAAGCAGAUUUUGAAGCUCAUAACAUUCUCAGGGAAUCUGGUUAUUCUGGAAAAAUCAGCCAGAUGCCAAUAAUCCUAACACCGUUGCAUUUUGAUCGAGAUCCCUUACAGAAGCAGCCUUCCUGUCAAAGAUCAGUAGUCAUUCGAACCUUUAUUACUAGCGAUUUCAUGACUGGUAUUGCAGCGACUCCUGGCAAUGAGAUACCAGAAGAGGUUGUGUUGAAAAUGGUGACAGAGAUUAAGAAGAUUCCUGGAAUCUCCAGGGUGAUGUAUGACUUGACUUCAAAACCACCAGGAACAACUGAGUGGGAAUAGUUAUGAUUUCCCCCGAAGUGAAAGUACUGUAUGGAGUUUUAAAUUAUAUCAAAAACCAUUCCCAGUGUUGACAUGCAGUACUGUGAAAAGAGUGACUGGAGCUGCUGCUACAUCACAUGUGAUUUUUUUAAAAAAAUAUUUUUUUUUCCUGGAACAUAAUCUGCAAACUAAGAGUGAUGAUAUGGGGUGGGGGGAGGACUGAGGUAAGUGGGGCUGAGGAUAUGUACGGGUAAAAUAAUUAGGGCAGUAUUGCCUAUGUGCAGAUAGAUUCAUAUUGCUUUGCCUUUUUUUGUCUAUUUGACUCUUCCAGUUUUUUUCCAUGUGUUUCUAUUGUUGUCACUUCAGUGUCUCUUUUUAAUUUUUUUUGUAUACUGUGUAAAAAGAGGCCCUUUAUUUACAUUUACCAAAACCAUUGUUAGAGCCUAUUAAUAAUGUAAAAUGGAAAAAAGUGACCAACUGCUUUUGAAACAGAUUUAUUAUAAAUAAAUAUUUUGCCAAAUGGACUAGUGGGUAUUGUUGAAUUGUGGAAUUAAUGUAUAUUUGUUUGUUGUACUCUGUAUAUCCUAUUCCAUAUCAUUUGGAAUAUUAAGCCCAUGGCAAUAAGUGAUGAUAUUCUAAACCGGCACGCAAAUAAUGACUCUAUUCACCCACUUCUCUCCUUGUUUUCUCCAUAAUAUAUGCAUACCUUUUUCAUCUUCCCUACCAUGCUGUGAUAAUCUGUAUUUAAUGUAAUUAUAUCAGUUACAAGAGAACAAGGCAGGAAUUAUAUAUAUAUGAUUUGAAGCAGAUACUGUAUUUUACACAAAAUCAAAAAACAAUUCACACUAGCCAUCAAAAUAUCUGUGCCAUUCAGUUUUUGUCUUUAUCCCUUUGGCCUUUCCCAUUGCUUCCAGAUUUCACAAAAGUAUUUUGUAAAUGCAAGGGAAAAGCAACCCUUAUGCAUGCCUUUAUGAGACCUGUUGAAAUGUUUUGCCAGUUUUUAUGUGAUUGGGUUUCGCAGUCAGCUUCACAAAAGUGAAUCUAAAUUAGUUUCUUCAUUGUUGGUUCUUGAAGGACAACCUGCUAAUUAAAUUGGAAAGGUGAAUAUAGUUACUUCUGCUUUCAGUGUGUGCAUCGGGUUUAGAAGUUAGAUGUGUUUUGCAUAGGUGUGGGUAGUGGUCCACAUAUUCUGAACUCAAAUAGAAAUGUGUCUGUAUAGCUGCCUCAGCAGGAGGGAGCAACUGUAGCUCCCAUCAGUUCUAGCUAGCCAGUGGUGAGAGUUGUCAGGAGUUCCAGUUCCAGCAAUCUGGAGAUAUUGUUAAUGUAACAGGAAAGGAGGAAAGUGCCUAGUUGCCAUCAAGCAUGGGUAGACAACAUGUUGCUCCUCCAGAUAAUUGUGGGAUAGCAACUCUCUUCCGAACUUGUCAGCAUAGCUAGUGACAAAAUAUAAUGCACAUAAUAUCCAUUGUACAGCAACGUCUCAAGCGUCAGAGGUUGCCCAUUCCAUCAUAAAAAGAGUACUUUUUCUCUAAGAUUGCCACAGUUUAUUAUGAAUGUCUUCCCAAUUCAGUUUUGUACCAGAAAUCAGUACAAGCCCACAAAAGUUUUGUUUGUGCUCAGAUGCUCAAGCAGUACAUAGCCACAGUUCCUAGGAGGAUACGGGCGAUCAUUUGCUCUGCUGAGGGUUUAUGGAAACUUGUCACCUAACGAUUGCAAUUGUAUAGAGGAGAUGAAAUAAGUGUUUCCGUUUAAAGCAAGAUUUGAUGCCAAAACAUCAGCCUUUCAUAUUUUCAUUCAAGACAAGGCCGCUCUCCUUGUCUGAAUUUCCAAGACAUGGUUGGAUGAAUUAACCAGACCAGUGUUUCCUUGCCUGUUCUCUGCUCCUCUGUGCUACAACAUUUUCCUGUAUGGCAAAGGAAGGAGAAAAAGGGUGGUGUUGGCUAUGAAUUCACUGUGACCAGUCAGAAACUGAGGGAACAAAAAACCUUGGGUGUUUGGAUGGCCGGGAUAACCUGGUGGGUCUCUUGUUGUACUGACAACUGUACUGUGCCCCAGAUGUUUUGGUUUCUCUUCAAGAAUUUCCUGCGGAGAUCUUGCAACAUUGAUAUAAGUACAUUGAAUGAGAGAGUGCAGAGAUUAGGACUGCAGUCCAUUUCAUCCAGUCUUCAUGCUUUCCCAUAAUACAUGGUUUUAAGAAAGCCAAGUCAGAAGAGUUUUCAGAGCAGUUGCUGAUGAGUCCCUGGCAGUGAGAGUAAAGACAAGCACUAUUUGGAAGCAGGGAACUCUGGUUCCUGACAUUCUGCUGAGUUCUGAACAUUUGGGUUCUGAGAUUGGAGCUCCCUUGGAUCUAUUGCUGUGCCUUGAGGCUGAGGUUAUGGCAUUUGCCAGAAGCACCUUCUCUUCCAUUGAAAUGUUGCCAUUUAAACACAAUUUUUUCCAGACUGAUAUCUAAAACAAUAUUAUAAUCCAUAGUGUUGGCAUAGUUUUUAUGUAGUUUUGAAAAAUAAGCAUAAUGGCUACAAUCAUAAGAGGCAGAAGUUUUAUUGAAUAGUGACUGUGCCUUUACAGCUGGAAUUUGAACACUUUGCUUUGAUAGUCGUUAUGUUAGAUACACAACUAGUCAUGCUGUCUAGGAUUUCUAUCUUUGGAAAUAUGUAAAUUCAGUUCCCUCUAGAUGAUAACUUAUAUUUUAAAUAGGAGUCAUGAAUAAAAUAGACCUUGGCAGAAUUUAUAAAGCUGAUUAUUGCAAGAGCCAGAAGUACACAAAUGUAAUGUUUAUUGCAUUAUAAGUGAGUUGUUUAAAAUUUAGCCAAGAUGCCAGUGGUGUAGAAAACAAUUUUGUGGGGUUUUUUAAAACACACACACACACAACACAUAGAUUUAGUUUUUGCAGGAAGCAGAAUGUGGAAUAUACCUUAACUGCCAUCCUUCUAGUCUUUGAAUGUAUUUCAUGGUGUUAAUUCCUAUCAUCUCAGCCAGAUGCAGAGACACAGAUGACUGUCUUGUUGUGAUCCAGAAGGGAAUGUAUACGUAGAUUAUGAAUGCAGUGGUUCUUGUUCAGUUUGUUCACCCUCUCAUCUAUGGUCAGACAUGUCAGCAUUUUCAAAGGAAUUUGUAUAGAGAAUAAUUCCUAGCAUUCUCCUUAAAAAACAUUUUCUGCUUGUAAAUGAUAAAAGUACUGUGAGCCUUAAUUUUUAUCCACAAAUAAAAGUUACCCAUUUGGA